AUGAAAUAGGUUAUAAAGGUCACUAUAAUAUUGGUUUAAACUGGAGAUUUUAGAAAACAAAUUAUAUUAUAUAAACUUUAAAUGGAGAUCUAAUUUAUAUUUAUAAUGGAGAGAUUUUAUAAAAGUAAUACUAAGAGUUUAUUCUUCAAAAGUUAAGAUUUAAAAGAAGGAAUUAAUAAGUGUGAAAGCUUUAUGAACAUAGAUACUUUAUAAAAUUUAACAUGGGAAGGAUUCUUGCUUAAUUAAAUAAAAAUUGGAGAAUGGAGAGCAUUUUGGAAAGGAGAAAGAAUAAAUACUGGUGGAUUUUUUAAUGAAAAUGGAAUUAAGAUAGGAUUUUGGAUUGAAUUAUUUAAAAAUUAUUGGGAGUAGAAAUUUAUUUUUUAGACUUUUUAGAAGAUCUCCAAUUAAAUUAUAAGGAGUAUAUAAAAAUGAAAAAAAAAUAGGUAGAUGGAAAAUAAUUUUAAAAAAUGAUAUUUUGUACUUAAUUAUUAGUGAAUAUUAGUGAAGGUGGAAAUUUUGACGAAAAUGGUUUAAAAAAAGGCAAAUGGAUUGAAUUAGAUGAUCUUUUUUAUAAGUAUCAAAAUAUAAUAAUAAAAGUAAAUGUAUAAAAUAUUUUGGAAUAUAUGACAAAGGAAAAAAAUUAGGUCUCUGGAAUACCAAAAGUUAAGAAAAGAUUAUGUAAUAAAAGUAAAUUAUUAUUUUAGUGGAGGUGGUGUUUAUAAUUUAAAUGGAUAAAAAAAUGGGUUUUGGGUUGAAUUACAUGAAAAUUAUUUCAAGUAUCAGAUAAUAAAAUUUAAGUUAAUGUCUCGUUAAUUUCUCUGGAAAUUAUUUUAAUGGAAAACCGUAAGGCGUAUGGAAAAUAAAUUAUAGAUUAAAUACUUCAAAUCAUGAUUAAAUUAUGUACUUUUGAAAAAUAUAAAAAGUGGAGGAGGCAUUUUUUAAGAUAAUGGAUUAAAAGAAGGAUUAUGGACAGAAUUAGAUGAAAACUUCUCUUAGUAAUAUUCAAUUAUAGAAAAAGAUAAUUAGAAAUAACUCAUUAAGGAAGUUAUAUAAAUGGAAAGAAAUAUAAAAGUUGGAAAAUUAUUAAGGACUAAAAUAUUUAAAUGUAAGUAUUUAUUUCAUUAAGUGGAGGAGGUUUUUAUGAUCAAAAUGGAUCAAAACAUGGAAAAUGGAUUGAAUUAGAUGAAAAUUGCCUAUAGUAAUUUCAUACAGUCUUAUAUUUUAGCGGAGAUACUUUAACUUGUUUAGGAAACUAUCAUCAUGGAAUUAGGAGGGGAGAAUGGAAAACUUUAUUUUCUGAUAAAUUGAUGUAAGAUUUUUGAUAUAUAAGAAAAAAGUGGAUUAGGAAAUUAUAAUCUUUGUGGAAUAAAAACAGGAUUAUGGAUUCAAAUUAGGAAAAACUUUAAUAAGUAAUUUAAAAAUAGAUUUUAGAUAUAAUUAAGCAAUUGAAAUUGGCAUUUAUGAAAAAGGUAUAAAAGUUGGAUUAUGGUAAACUCGAUUAAUUAUGGAUGAUAUUAUUAUGUAAAUAAGGUUUAAAAUUAUAAAGCGGUUAAGGGUAAUAUAAUAAAAACGGAUUGAAAGAAGGUUAUUGGAUAGAUAUAGAUGAUAACAAUUAUUUAAACUAAUUUAGUUUGUAUUAAGGAUGUUAUAGGAAUGGAAGGAAAAUUGGUAAAUGGAAAACUUAUUUUAGAAUUAAGAAUGAUGAUUUCUUACAUAAAAAAAUGUAAUUUUAAUGUAGAUAUUUAGUGGAGGAGGAAAUUAUGAUAAAAAUGGAGUAAAACAUGGUAAGUGGAUAGAGUUGAUUGAAAGCUUUUCAUAGUAAAAUUUUAUUAUAAUUUUGAAGAAACCGCUAUGUAUAGUUUUCAGGAGAAUACAAAAAGGGAAAGAAAUAAGGAAAAUGGGACACUCUUUUCAAAAGAUUUGAUGAUGCGUAAAAAGAAUAAUUAAAAUUAAUGUAAAACAUAAAUUGAAAAUUAGUGGAGGAGGUUGUUAUCAUAAAAAUGGAAGUAAGCAAGGUCAGUGGAUAGAUUUACAUGAUGAAUUUUGGACGUAAAAGUAAAUUAUUAAAUAUAGAGCUAGAAGAACUAUAUAAUAUGGAGAAUAUAUAAAUGGAAUUAGGUAAGGAUGUUUUAUUCAAGAAAAAAUAUGA
Paramecium sonneborni is the source of this 2149-nucleotide messenger RNA. The record is from the annotation of a GenBank genome assembly. NCBI's taxonomy places the organism in Eukaryota, Ciliophora, Oligohymenophorea, Peniculida, Parameciidae.